This is a messenger RNA of Guyanagaster necrorhizus, 1620 nucleotides long. RefSeq lists its product as uncharacterized. NCBI's taxonomy places the organism in Eukaryota, Fungi, Basidiomycota, Agaricomycetes, Agaricales, Physalacriaceae. The coding region runs from base 79 to 1245 and encodes 388 amino acids. The transcript has 5 exons. The record is from RefSeq and is a predicted model, not a curated record.
CGUUGAAUGACCAUCAUGUUAAAAGGGAAUUCUUCCACCGAUUAUCGGUAGUUCACUAAUCUUGACCAGCUGGCUGUCAUGGCUUUCUUCCUCUUUUACGGGCUUUUAAUCACAUUCAUGCUUCAAGUCUCCGGUCUCCCUAUCACAAUCUCAACCGAACACAUUCCUCGAGCAAUCGGAGAGAGCAUGGUUUUGCUAGCAUGGGAACCGCAAUUUCCAGAAUGCUUCCAUCUGGUUUCGUUUGAGCCACGCGUCACCUCUGGCAGGAGACGUGAACGGAACUUAGCGGAGAACCUUCUCUCUCAUGAUCUUUUCAUUUCAUCUCGUGUUGCAGGCAUACGCCACAUCGACACUUUGUGCGGCGGGUUACUUGCGCUUCGUGAAAUAUCGUCCCAUGCUUAUAUCGUAAACGAAGGCAUUGGGACCACCGGGAUACAGGCUCGGAGUGCAGUAUUCGAAGAAUUCAGGAAUAUCAGCUAUAGAGACUUAGAAGAGACCUCGCUACGCGCAGUAAAUGCCAGUGGAGGCACUGUUAUAAAGUGUCGGGAUGGCGCAACUGCGACCGGAGGAACCGCGAUGAGCGGAAACGCUACCACAAACGGGGACGAUGGCGGGACCGCCACCAGCGGAAAUGCUUCGACAACCGGCGAGGAUGGCGGAACCGCAAUUAGUGGAGAUGCCAUUGCUGGGGACAAUGGAAAUGCGACUAGUGGUGACGCUAUAAAUGGUGCGGUUGGCGGAACUGCCGUCAGCGGAGACGCUAUAGUAGAUACAGUAGAGGGCGCGUCUGUAACCCCUACCUCUGCAACAGCAGCUUCAGCGGCUGCAUUGCCAAGUCUUCACCAUACCAGCGCAUCGGUAAUCCUUGGCAGCACCAUUGGAUCAUUGGCCUCAGUGGGAAUAAUAGUUGUACUAGUAAUACUGUGGUGUCGGCGAAGGAGCAGGUUCAGAGACAGCACGAUCCCCAAGGUUGAAAGUCCAAGAAUGGAUUCCAGACCUGCGUCUCUUAGCUCUCCCAUCUUAGCGGCUUACCCAUAUCCUUUCGCACCAAACAGCGGCUUUCCCUUGCCUUCUGGCGAAGGCUUGCCUCAGACAACGGCGGCUUCGCCUUCUAGAUGCUCUUACUUGCGGUCAAGAGAGGAAGGAAGGAUUCCGGUGCGGGAAGAUUCAACGCCGUCGACGGCCGAGUCGGUGGAUACUACAAAUGGUGAACCCGCUCCCCCAGCAUAUCAGACAUCCCAUUAAUGGGAGGACACGAUCCCUCCAUCCACAUUUCAACCUUCACCAUUAUUAUCGGCUCCACUGGCAACGAGUUUCGUCCAAGAAUCUCUCUAUUUAUUUUCGGUUAUGGACUCAUAUUGGUGAUGCGACUUUAUUUUUGUUUAUUAGUGAGCUUCUACUGUCUGAACUGAUUCAUAAAUGCCGUUCCGGUUCUUGGACAGUCUCGUAGGACAGUAUGUCCAUGACCCAUUAUUCUUUGUCUAUGCUUUAGUGGAUCAUAGUACAUUGAAAAAUCCUGCUCUGGAUGAUACAUCUAUUUUAGCAUAUAUGGGACGCAUUUGUUAAGCCACCGACUCGGGGGGGGGGAAUGAAAACUAUCAUUAGUUUGAACGUUUCCAA